Molecule: messenger RNA, 1032 nt
Organism: Lycium ferocissimum
Lineage: Eukaryota; Viridiplantae; Streptophyta; Magnoliopsida; Solanales; Solanaceae
Product: probable E3 ubiquitin-protein ligase RHY1A
Exons: 3
Coding region: 151-759 (202 amino acids)
Biological process (GO): ubiquitin-dependent protein catabolic process
Molecular function (GO): ubiquitin protein ligase activity
Source: RefSeq, a predicted model, not a curated record
ACUAAUCACACAGAAUCUAUGGGAAGAGAAAGAUUUGCUCUGUCUCUCAUUUCACUUGAAAUAGUUGCAAGAGAGUUAGGCCUAUAUAUUGUAUAAUAUUACCUUUUAAUUUUCCACUAUAUUUUCCUUCUCUCUUUACUCUUUGUAAAAAUGGCUGGCAUGCUUCCUGGUGUUGAAUGUGCUAGAAGAAGGAGAUUUCAUCAAAGUAGUGGAUGGUUGGAUUCAUCUCAAACCUCUGCUUUUUCAUCCACAAGAAGGUCUUCUUUUUGUCUAUACACUAGUAGCCAUGAAUACCCUCUCAGCUCAAGCUCAUCUAAGCAAAGGGGUGCAACAAGCCAAGCAUACCAAGAUGAGAAACUAGGUGAAGCUGCUAGAGAAGCCAAGCAAAGGUUGGAUGAGAGGCUUAGUGCAGGAUGGAAAUCACAAAAUAAAAGGAGUCUCAAAAAUAGACAAUCACUAAACCAAAGACAAGGGAUGGUGGAUAAUAGGCCAAAUCUCGGGGUGGACAAUUUGCAGAGAGAAGUAUUUUCAGGACUAAAGAAAAGUGGAUCAAAGAAGUUCAAUUGCGCAAAAAUGAUUUGGAAAUCUUCUGAACAAGAUGAAUGUGCAAUUUGCUUAGACCAAUUUAAGAUUGGAGAUAACCUAAUGCAGUUGACAUGUGCUCACAAGUUUCAUUUUAAGUGUUUGGUGCCAUGGCUAGAAUCUAAUGCAUAUUGUCCAUGUUGCAGAAUGGCAAUUAUUUUGAAUAGAACUAGCUAGUGCUACUCCAUAAUUAAGACAAAAGAGAAAAUGAAAGGAAGUGGGAUAUGUCUCUGUCUCCAGUUUGUAGGUGUGCAAGAUUUCUGGAAAAUAUGUAGUAAAUGGAUAAUAGGUUUCUUGUAAUUAAGCUAUUGACUAUUUGGUUUUUUCAAGAAAUGUAUGUGCAGAAAAUUGUGACCUUAUGCUAAUGAAAGAACGAAAUCCAGGUAUAUACCAAUACCUGUUACGGGUAAAAAAAAUGGAGACCAAAAGAAGUUGAGAAUUUAUCUAUAA